Messenger RNA from Rhagoletis zephyria (snowberry fruit fly), 627 nucleotides. RefSeq lists its product as uncharacterized. The record is from RefSeq and is a predicted model, not a curated record. NCBI's taxonomy places the organism in Eukaryota, Metazoa, Arthropoda, Insecta, Diptera, Tephritidae.
AUGAUCAUCCAAAACGUUGAAAAACUAUGGCAGCUUGAAGAUGUAAAUGUAAAACGAGAGCAUGUUACCACUGAAGAACACCGAUGUGAAACCCACUUUAUUGACAGUGUGACCAACUGUAAUAGGCGGAUUCAGGAAAAACUCCCAUUUAAGGGCGAUGUCUGUAGUCUAGGAAAUUCACGUCAUAUAGCUCUAACGCGCUUUAUAGCACUAGAAAAUAAGCUUCAGAAAAAUCCUUCGCUAAAAACAGAUUAUAGCCAAUUUUUAAAGGAGUACGAGGAACUGGGGCAUAUGUCUGUAGUACAAAACGUUAAUCUAGAUUCACCGUACUACUUUAUACCCCACCACCGUGUGAUCAAACCGGGAAGUACGACAACAAAACUAAGAGUUGUGUUCGACGCGUCAUGUCGCACUUCGUCACAAGUCUCUCUAAACGAUUUACUAAUGGUCGGUCGUCAAAUUAAAACUGAGUUCAUUAAAACACUUCUUCGCUUUCAAGGCAACCGAUACGCUCUUACAGCCGAUGUUACGAAGAUGUAUCGGCAAUUCAUGCUGCAUCCAGAUGAUCGUAAAUAUCACCUUAUUCUCUGGCGUUAUGACAAAGCUCAGCCAAAUUUCGACAUAUAG